AUGAGACACACCUUACAGUAUAAACCUGCUCAACUUGCGGCUUUUCAAUACCUCGAUUGCUACAUCCUGCAUGAAGCAAUUCAAUCAGCCAGUCAUAUCCAUGUGCUCUACUAUCUUAAUUUGGAUAUGCAUUUUCUCACCCCUACUAUGCUAUUUCAAGUGGUUGAAGAAGCCCCUUCCCCUAAGCAGCUUCACUCUCAAAUAGAAUACAUUCUUCCUGCUGCCACAAUCAUUCCCAUUCCUCCACCAAUCUUCCACUCAUAG
This is a messenger RNA of Rodentolepis nana, 264 nucleotides long. The record is from the annotation of a GenBank genome assembly. NCBI's taxonomy places the organism in Eukaryota, Metazoa, Platyhelminthes, Cestoda, Cyclophyllidea, Hymenolepididae.